Molecule: messenger RNA, 2192 nt
Organism: Phragmites australis (common reed)
Lineage: Eukaryota; Viridiplantae; Streptophyta; Magnoliopsida; Poales; Poaceae
Product: methylenetetrahydrofolate reductase (NADH) 1-like
Exons: 12
Coding region: 88-1872 (594 amino acids)
Biological process (GO): tetrahydrofolate interconversion
Cellular component (GO): cytosol
Molecular function (GO): methylenetetrahydrofolate reductase [NAD(P)H] activity; FAD binding
Source: RefSeq, a predicted model, not a curated record
UCCCCGUCCACCUGCGAACCCCUCCUCAUCUUCGCCAUUAGAGCGCGCGCGCAAGCAUUCAGCGGCGAAGUUUCUAGAAGGUUCGAGAUGAAGGUGAUCGAGAAGGUCCGGGAGGCGGCGGAUGAGUGCAGGACGGUGUUCUCGUUCGAGUACUUCCCGCCCAGGACGGAGGAGGGGCUCGAGAACCUGUUCGAGCGGAUGGACCGCAUGGUGGCGCACGGCCCGGCCUUCUGCGACAUCACCUGGGGUGCCGGGGGAUCCACCGCCGACCUCACACUCGAAAUCUCCAACCGCAUGCAGAACAUGGUGUGUGUGGAAACUAUGAUGCACCUGACAUGCACAAACAUGCCAGUAGAGAAGAUUGACCAUGCUUUGGAAACCAUCAAGUCUAAUGGGAUUCAAAAUGUUUUGGCACUUAGAGGAGAUCCCCCACACGGGCAAGACAAAUUUGUGCAAGUUGAAGGUGGAUUUGCUUGCGCUCUUGAUCUGGUGCAGCACAUUAGAGCCAAGUAUGGUGAUUAUUUUGGCAUAACUGUAGCUGGUUAUCCAGAGGCACACCCUGAUGCAAUACAAGGCGAGGGAGGUGCUACGUUGGAAGCAUACAGCAAUGAUCUUGCCUAUUUGAAGAGAAAGGUUGAUGCUGGCGCUGACCUUAUUGUUACACAACUUUUCUAUGAUACUGAUAUCUUUCUCAAGUUUGUGAACGACUGCCGUCAAAUUGGUAUAACUUGCCCCAUUGUUCCUGGCAUAAUGCCAAUAAAUAACUACAAAGGUUUCCUGCGCAUGACUGGAUUCUGCAAAACUAAGGUACCAGCUGAGAUCACAGCUGCUCUAGAUCCUAUUAAAGACAAUGAGGAGGCUGUUAAAGCAUAUGGAGUCCACCUUGGAACUGAGAUGUGCAAGAAAAUAUUAGCUAGUGGCAUCAAGACUUUGCACCUUUACACACUAAACAUGGAGAAGUCUGCUUUAGCUAUUUUGAUGAAUCUUGGAUUAAUUGAGGAGUCUAAGGUUUCAAGGCCAUUACCUUGGAGGCCGCCAACUAACGUUUUCCGUGUUAAAGAGGAUGUCCGGCCUAUAUUCUGGGCUAACAGACCAAAGAGCUAUAUUACAAGGACCUUAGGUUGGGAUCAGUACCCACAUGGGCGGUGGGGUGAUUCCCGAAACCCAUCAUAUGGAGCACUUAGUGACCACCAGUUCACACGGCCACGUGGACGCGGUAAAAAGCUCCAAGAGGAAUGGGUUGUUCCACUGAAAUCUGUAGAGGACAUUAGUGAGCGUUUCAUGAACUUCUGUCAAGGGAAACUUACAAGCAGCCCAUGGUCUGAAUUGGAUGGUCUUCAACCAGAGACAAAGAUUAUUGAUGACCAGCUGGUGAAGAUUAACCAGAAGGGCUUCCUUACCAUCAACAGCCAACCUUCUGUAAAUGGGGAGAAAUCUGAUUCUCCUACUGUUGGAUGGGGUGUCCCAGGAGGUUACGUUUAUCAGAAGGCCUAUCUUGAAUUCUUUUGCGCAAAAGAGAAAUUGGACCAACUAAUUGAGAAGAGCAAAGCAUUCCCUUCUCUCACAUACAUAGCUGUGAACAAGGAAGGAGAAACAUUCUCGAACAUUCCAGCGAAUGCCGUCAAUGCUGUGACAUGGGGUGUUUUCCCUGGCAAGGAGAUUAUCCAGCCCACCGUCGUUGAUCCGGCAAGCUUUAUGGUUUGGAAAGACGAAGCAUUUGAAAUCUGGACAAGGGGAUGGGCUAGCCUGUUCCCCGAGGAAGACUCAUCUAGGGAGCUACUAGAGAAGGUUCAGAAGAGCUACCACUUGGUCAGCCUUGUGGACAACGACUACAUCCACGGGGACCUCUUUGCUGCGUUCAAGGAGAUCUGAGGAUGCCUUGUAGUCUGAAAUCUUGUUGUAUGGCUAAAUCCCUACCUUAAUAAGUAUUUCCUGCUUACACGACUACAGGGUCUGAUCACCGUGAAAGCGUUGCUCAUUUGACAUUGCGGGAGUCCUGGUCUGAUUUUUCGUGAUUUGUAUCAGCUUAUCCAAACCAUCCGAUUUCAAUAAAAAGAAUUGAGCUGUGUUCUCUUCCCAUUUGCAAAUGGCGCAAUGUCUAGUUCUAGUUUAAUCUUGUUUGAUGCUUUCGGUGAUCGAAAAGACAAUGUAUAAACAAAGAAGUUGAAUGAAAUGCGUAAAUUGUGUCUGAA